AAAAUCCUCUCCUUCCGUUACGUUACUCACCACCAGGCCCAUUAAAACGUCAGAUAAAAUGACUUUCGACGUGGAUUCAUAAACCACCACGAAGCUUCCAAAUCAUACGCUCCUCAUAUCAUCCGCCAACAUUCUAGGAAUCAUCAAAACCAAACCUCCCCCACACCAUAACACAAAACACCGUUUCCCUUCUUUCCCAUUCUGUUAUACUUAUGGCCACGGUGGCGCGUGUAAUUCGCUGUGAACUACUGUCCACUAAGCCUGGAGCGAACACUAGGAGGGAACAGGGUGGUCAGGUUCAGGUUCAGAGAGUGAAAGUGGGUGAACCCGAGAAUGGAAAGAUAGUGUUGCAGCCGAGGUUAUGUACGUUAAGGUCGUACGGUUCGGAUCGAGUCGGGGUGAUGAAGACCAGAAGGGAAGAAAACGAUGACGUUUCACCCUUUUUCGAGACUUUAUCGGAGUAUAUUGAAAGUACCAAGAAAAGUCAAGAUUUCGAGAUCAUCUCCGGCCGUCUCGCCAUGAUUGUGUUUGCAGCGACAGUGACAACAGAGUUCGUGACGGGAACCUCCAUAUUUAGGAAGAUGGAUUUGCAAGGGAUUGCUGAAGCUGUGGGUGCGUGCUUAGGCGCAAUGACUUGUGCUGCGGCUUUUGCUUGGUUAUCGAGUGCUCGGAACAAAGUGGGUCGGAUCUUCACCGUCGGUUGCAACUCGUUUAUUGAUUCGGUGAUCGACCAAAUCGUGGAUGGAUUGUUCUAUGAAACUGAUGGUACUAGUGACUGGUCUGAUGAUAUUUGAAAGUAGGGAAUGAUAAAUUAUGUUGAUGUUUAUACUUUAUAUAUAGAUAGGAUGAUCUCCCUUUGAGAGAAAUGAUAAUAAGUGGAGCUACAUGACAAGGAAAGUUACAGAUGGAGUGAUUAGGUUUUGUUGCAGCAAAUUUUAUUGAAUCAGAAGGCAUAUAUGUAUACGAAAGGGGAAUGGAGUUGAUAGCGUCUGCCUAUCUCAUGUGAGAUUAUAGAUGUUAACUUGUAGAAAAAUUACGACUUCUAUAUAGUAAUAAACUCUGUAUGCUUAUAUAAUCA
This is a messenger RNA of Gossypium raimondii (Peruvian cotton), 1078 nucleotides long. RefSeq names its product stress enhanced protein 2, chloroplastic. The record is from RefSeq and is a predicted model, not a curated record. NCBI's taxonomy places the organism in Eukaryota, Viridiplantae, Streptophyta, Magnoliopsida, Malvales, Malvaceae. The transcript has 2 exons. The coding region runs from base 213 to 794 and encodes 193 amino acids. Gene Ontology annotation, biological process: cellular response to high light intensity.